This is a messenger RNA of Grosmannia clavigera kw1407, 1878 nucleotides long. Its product is annotated as golgi transport complex subunit. Gene Ontology annotation, cellular component: COG complex. Lineage: Eukaryota; Fungi; Ascomycota; Sordariomycetes; Ophiostomatales; Ophiostomataceae. The transcript has 3 exons. The coding region runs from base 1 to 1878 and encodes 625 amino acids. The record is from RefSeq and is a predicted model, not a curated record. Gene Ontology annotation, biological process: intra-Golgi vesicle-mediated transport.
AUGACCUCAGAUCCGCCUCGCUCGCUUCACUUUGAGGCCAGCUCAACCUCAUCAGCUCCAUCGCGAACAUCGUCCUCAUCGUCCACCCUCAAGGGCUUCAGCAAACCUCUAGCGAACAAAGUUACGGCGGUUCUCUCGUCUUCCUAUGCCGACUCGGAAUUCCGCGACUCACUCGCUUUGCUCGACGACAGGCACGUUCAGAACACCGCAGAAACGAGGCGUCGACUCCGUCUGGACAUUCAGAAAGAGGUUAUCGAGAGCAAUGGAGAGGUCAUCGCCGAGUUCGGUCGGGUUGCAGAGCAACUGCGUCGAAUUGGCAGCACCAUAGAGGCGUUGAGCACGACGUACAGCAGUAUGAAAGCAGAAAUAACGGCAGCACACAGUGCUACCAAACCAGUCUUGGACGAGGCCUCAGUCCUCAUAGAUCGCCGGCGGAAUGUAGAGACACGACGACGCCUUCUUAGCGCCUUCAUCGGUCAUUUCGUUCUCACCGAGGAUGAGGUCGCCAUACUGACAUUGACUGCCGAGCCUCUAGAUGAUCGGUUCUUUGCCGUCUUGAACAAGGCGAAAAAAAUCAGCACAGAUUGUGAAAUCCUUCUCGGGUUUGAGGACAACCCGUCACUCGGCCCAGAGAUCAUGGAGCAGACUUCUAGGAACAUCAAUCUUGGCUUCCAGAAGCUUUAUAAAUGGGUCCAGAAGGAGUUUAGGCACCUCAACCUUGAGAACCCCCAAAUCAGCUCGUCUAUGAGCCGAGCUCUUCGAGUUCUUGCGGAGCGCCCAGCCCUGUUUCAAAGCUAUCUCAAUUCGUUUUCCGAAGCUCGGGAGAGCAUCCUCUCUGACGCUUUCUACACGGCGCUUACCGGCAGCAACGAGAGCGGCUCGGAGAUUGUGUCAUCCAUAAAGCCUAUUGAGCUGGCCGCUCACGACCCGCUACGCUACGCUGGAGAUAUGCUUGCGUGGAUGCACUCGGCUACCGUUAGUGAAAGAGAGGCGCUGGAAGCACUGUUUGUGGGGGACGGAGGCGGACUUGCCAGGGGCAUACAAGAGGGUCGGGAAACAGAAGCCUGGCUCCUCGCAUCCGAGGAAGAGAGCGCGGAUGCAGGCAUAUUUGACCCUGUAAAGGCGCUCAACGAUCUUGUCGAUCGCGACCUGUCGGGCGUCACCCGAAUCUUGCGUCAGCGCAUGACCCAGGUCAUUCAAAACAACGAAGAGACCAUCCUGGCGUACAAGCUCGCCAAUCUGCUCAAUUUCUACCGGUUAACCUUCGGCAAGCUUCUCGGUGCCGGCGUUGGAGGCAACAACAACUUGACCGACGGCAUACAGGACAAGCCCGGCCUCGUGGAAACCCUCAGCAGCCUCGAGUCUGAGGCGCUGCGCCAUUUCCGGUCCCUGGUGCGCGACCAUGUAGCCACGCUUCGGGGCCGGCUUUACAAGCUUCAGGAAACCAUUGACAGCAAAGCGCGUGCUCUUGUCGAGCACCAGUACUCCUUCCUCUGCCACCAGUCUGGGCUAGAAGACAUGUUUGUUGCUUUGGGGCAGCUCAGCGCGGAAAGAAAGGAAGACCUGGAAAUUGCGGUGGGCCUGGAUGUUUUGCAGCCGCAAACGUUGGUUGAGAUCAGCCAGUAUCUGGACGACUUCUUGCCGUCAGCUCUGGUGGAUGCUAUUGACAAUCUCAAGGCACUUCAAGACCCCAAACGGGCACGGCAGGUCACAGAGGAGGCAGCAGAGAGGUUCUGUGUCGAUUUCGAGCAUGUGGAAAAGAUUAUCGUUGCCGCAGACGAGCUCCUUUCCGAAAAAGACGAGGACAAGGAUCCGGACACAGCGCUGCGGGCAUUGCUUCCACGGACGAGCGUUGAGAUCCGGGUGCUACUUUCAUAG